Anguilla rostrata (American eel) is the source of this 1923-nucleotide messenger RNA. Its product is annotated as solute carrier family 35 member B1-like. Gene Ontology annotation, molecular function: UDP-galactose transmembrane transporter activity; UDP-glucose transmembrane transporter activity. Lineage: Eukaryota; Metazoa; Chordata; Actinopteri; Anguilliformes; Anguillidae. The transcript has 9 exons. Gene Ontology annotation, cellular component: endoplasmic reticulum membrane; Golgi membrane. The coding region runs from base 678 to 1664 and encodes 328 amino acids. Gene Ontology annotation, biological process: UDP-galactose transmembrane transport. The record is from RefSeq and is a predicted model, not a curated record.
CAGGCAAAUGUUAGGGAUUCCCGUAAUUUAUUUGGUCCGAUGCAUUUGGUCCCAGUUAACAGUGACGCCGCUUUCCACUGCUGUCAACAAUUCCAGCUUUUCCAGCCUACAAGAGGAGAGGGAAAACGGGAUGGUUGUCUCAGAAACCGUGGCGAAGGAAGAGGGUGAACUGGACACCUGGGAUUACAAGCAUUAUUUUGCCAUAAACGACUGAAUGGACAUCAUGUUUAGGUUUUAAAAAAGGACUGCGGAACUCGUUUUCUGGCGAGAAGCCCUAGAAUUUUCACUUACCCGGUACUUGUAACUGGUAUUAAGUGUUGGGCAGCUAGGUGCAAUUUGAUCUGACGUUAGUUUGGCAAAAAUCUGAGAUUUCAUGCGAGGUCUCACUGAAACGUCAAAGUAAAUAGCUUACUUUUCGACCGACUGUUCAGCACCACAAAUACCGGAUCGAAGUAAAUUGGCUCGCUUAGUUGGACACUUCUGUGGGAUCGGUGAACAAUAUUCGUAGGACCUCCAUACUGAAAGUGGAGUUUAAAUAACGGAGACUAUUAUUAACCCCUUUCUGGGGUCACGACGCCACCAUUUCCGGGUUUGUGAGCGUUGUGAGAGUGGAGCGGGACGCAGGAGCGAGGAGCGGGGCUGUGUCGGUGUCCAUACCCGGACUGAUCGGGGGCAGCAUGGCUGGGAAGGGGUCUGAGAAGGCGUCGCUGUUACAGAACGAACGAGUUCGAUUCAUCUUCUGCUUCCUUGGAGUUUUUGUGUGUUACUUUUACUAUGGCAUAUUGCAAGAAACAAUCACUAGGGGGAAGUACGGCGAGGGGGACGCGCGGGAGAAGUUCAGAUAUGCCACCACGCUCGUCUUCAUUCAGUGCAUCAUCAAUGCUGCCUUCGCCAAGUGCUUGAUUCAGUUCUUUGAGAGGCCCAAGGCGGACCACACUAGGAGCUGGCUCUACGCGGCGUGCUCGCUCUCUUACCUGGGAGCCAUGGUGUCCAGCAACUCUGCCCUGCUGUAUGUCAACUACCCCACUCAGGUGUUGGGGAAAUCCUGUAAACCGAUCCCAGUGAUGAUCCUGGGCGUGACGAUCCUGCGGAAGAAGUACCCGAUGGCCAAGUACCUGUGCGUGCUCCUGAUCGUCAGCGGCGUGGCGCUCUUCCUGUACAAGCCCAACAAGGGCGCCGCCGCCGCCGAGGAGCACCUGUUCGGCUUCGGGGAGGCGCUGCUGCUGCUGUCCCUGACGCUGGACGGGCUGACGGGCGUGUCCCAGGACCACAUGCGCGGCCGAUACCAGACCAGCCCCAACCACAUGAUGCUCAACAUCAACCUGUGGUCCACCCUGUGGCUGGGGAUGGCAAUUCUGUGGACGGGAGAAUUGUGGGAGUUCCUGAGCUUCACUGACCGCUAUCCGAGCAUCCUCUACAACAUCCUGCUCUUCGGACUCACCAGCGCCCUGGGACAGACUUUCAUCUUCAUGACGGUGGUGUACUUCGGGCCGCUCACCUGCUCCAUCGUCACCACGACGCGCAAGUUCUUCACCAUCCUGGGCUCGGUGCUGCUCUUCGGGAACGUCAUCACCUCCGUGCAGUGGGUCGGCACCGUCCUGGUCUUCCUGGGUCUGGGACUGGACGCCAAGUUCGGGAAAGUGCCCAAGAAGACCACACACUGAGUCCCUGCUCCUGUGUGGGCCCCAGUCACACUACAGACAGAUUGACAAACCGCCAGACAGACAGACAAGACAAGACGGACAGACAGAUGCAAUCCUGUCCUCAUCUUUCCAUUCCAGAGGAGUCACUCAACACUUCCAACCUCAACACCGGACCUCCGCACCUUGCGCAGACGCUAAGCAACGUAGCGUGUCAGCCGCUUUCCCUGCUUUCUGACUGGAAACCGCUGCAACCUCCGCCAGCUCAGUGUCCCAUCAGCAG